Messenger RNA from Oldenlandia corymbosa var. corymbosa, 393 nucleotides. The record is from the annotation of a GenBank genome assembly. Lineage: Eukaryota; Viridiplantae; Streptophyta; Magnoliopsida; Gentianales; Rubiaceae.
AUGGCUGCAAUUCAGAUUUGUCAUUGCUUCCAAACCAAAACCAGUUCUUCAAGAACCCCAAAAAUCCCACAAAAGAAUGAUCACAGAACUUCCAUCUCCGUUUCUUGCCGAAGCAGAGGAUCGUCAUCCAGCAAUCCAGUAGAUGCAGAGGAUCAUCAAGUUGCAAAGGAAGAAAAGACGGUAAAAAAGACAACUUUGCGUCAUCAUCAGGUUAUGAUGAUGAGUGUAGACAAGUUUGGGAAGGAAUUGAGGGAGAAUCUGAGUCCAAAGCAGAAGGGUGAUUGGAAAGAUUUGACAUAUAUGUGCUUGUCAUUUGCUCUGUAUGUGUAUAUAUCUCAGAAGCUUGUUUGUGCUUACUGUGCUUGGACCUCCAUCACCAAAUUGCCUUGGUAG